AUGCAUCAUCCACCACCGUAUGGGGCGCAUUAUGGACGGCCUCCGCCUUAUGACUAUGGUGGGGAUUAUUAUCCCCAUGAAAAGCGAAGAGGAGGAAAGUUUUGUGUUAGAUGCAUCUGUUGUUGCUAUUGCGUUUUGUGUUUCCUCGUCCUUAUUGUAGUGGCCUUUGCCUUGUAUUGGUUCACAUACUACGAUCCAAAAUUGCCAAUUUACAAAUUUGAAGCCCUAGAUGUUAAGGAAUUCGGGUAUCAUCCUGAUUCCAGCCUCAACGUGGAUUUUAUCCUAACAUUGAAAGCCGAUAAUCCAAACAAGGCCAUCGGUAUAAUUUACGACAAAGCUAGCUCCAUCAACGUGACAUAUAGCAAUUCGACGAUUUGUUCGGGAAAAUUUCCAUCUUUCCAUCAUGGUCACAAGAAUAUAACUAUGUUGCAAAUUGAAUUAAAUGGGAAAAAUCAAUUUUCAUCAGGUCUUUAUGAGGCAUUGCAAGAUAAUGAGAGACAUGGGAAAAUCCCUUUAACAGUACUGGCUAAGAUACCUUUUAGACCUGUUUUGGGGGAUAAAACAUUAAGGCAAUUCAGUGUCCUUGCAAAUGUCACAAUAUAUGUGCAUGAUUUAAAGCCAGGCAAUAAAUCUGAGAUUGAACAAGGCAAAAUCGUGCUCAAUUUAGCAAAGUGA
Solanum dulcamara is the source of this 675-nucleotide messenger RNA. Its product is annotated as NDR1/HIN1-like protein 6. The record is from RefSeq and is a predicted model, not a curated record. Bases 1 to 675 code for a protein of 224 amino acids. The transcript has a single exon. NCBI's taxonomy places the organism in Eukaryota, Viridiplantae, Streptophyta, Magnoliopsida, Solanales, Solanaceae. Gene Ontology annotation, cellular component: plasma membrane.